Messenger RNA from Hyaloscypha bicolor E, 753 nucleotides. RefSeq lists its product as uncharacterized. Bases 1 to 753 code for a protein of 250 amino acids. The record is from RefSeq and is a predicted model, not a curated record. Lineage: Eukaryota; Fungi; Ascomycota; Leotiomycetes; Helotiales; Hyaloscyphaceae. The transcript has 3 exons.
AUGGACGGACAGAGAGAGGGGGAGGACGAGCGACUUGGAAUUACUCACCAAAAGCGAAAGGAGAUAGAAUCAGAAUUGACCAGAUGCUUCUUGAAGAAUCGCAAGUUAUACGGCAAUGCUGGAUGGUUUAUCGGCCUGCCUAGGACCAAUACUUCCAUCAUUGCUAUUUUCGCAAAGGAACUUCCUCAAUACGCUGGAUUGGAUGUUAAAGGCCUAUACGACAUCUAUCAGAAAUCCCUAAUCGCCGUGAAGAAGGAGUGGGAAAAGGAGGACAUGAAGGAAGCAGCGGCUGGUGAUAUUGGACCACAGCGGUCAGCAGAAUUUAGUAACCCUAAAGGUGCUACAAACGCCCCCAGUGCUGAAAAAAUUGGGCCAAUGGAUCCGGAACAAUCUGGGGAGAAAGCUUUCGGAUCUGACGUCAAAUACGUCAAUAGCUUGGAGAGGGUGCUGGAGGCCGCUAACCCUUCUCCUGCUCCUGCACAGGAUGCCUCCCCAGUGAAACCCUCAAAGGGGGAGAGAGAGGACUCUGUUCUGAAACCUGCUGAAAAAGGAGGCGCACGUACUUUGGUUGUGGCACUCAAGGCUGUUGGCAGAGCGAAAACGGACGAUACUCGGCGUGCCCUUGAAAAAAGAAAGUUUGAUUCUCUUGGAGAGACGGGCGACGAAAAACAAGGGCCAGGCACGUCAACCAAGAAGCAGAAACGUAUUAUUAAGAAGAAAGGCAUUGCGAGACCAGUCAAAAGAGGAAAGUGA